CCCGAACUGCGCAGCGCGGCUAGGGGAGUCACACUCCUUGGAAUUAUGUGGUAAAUGAUCUUCUCGGCACAGAAGAGAAUUAAAGAAUGAUGGCUUCAUUCCAGCGCUCCAAUAGUCAUGACAAAGUAAGGAGAAUAGUCGCAGAGGAAGGUCGUACGGCAAGAAACCUAAUAGCUUGGAGUGUUCCACUAGAAAGCAAAGAUGAUGAUGGAAAACCAAAAUGUCAAACUGGUGGAAAAUCUAAAAGGAUAGUUCAAGGCACUCAUAAAACUACUAAACAGAGCACUGCAGUAGACUGCAAAAUAACAUCAUCUACAACUGGAGAUAAACACUUUGAUAAAAGUCCCACUAAAACAAGGCACCCUCGGAAGAUUGAUCUGAGAGCUCGAUACUGGGCAUUUCUUUUUGACAAUCUUCGCCGGGCAGUAGAUGAAAUCUAUGUAACUUGUGAAUCAGAUCAGAGUGUGGUGGAAUGUAAGGAGGUGCUAAUGAUGCUGGACAACUACGUGAGAGAUUUCAAAGCAUUGAUUGACUGGAUUCAGCUUCAAGAAAAGCUGGAGAAGGCAGAUGCUCAAAGCAGACCAACGUCAUUGGCAUGGGAAGUAAAGAAGAUGUCUCCAGGACGUCAUGUGAUUCCAAGUCCAUCAACAGAUAGAAUAACUGUAACAUCAAAUGCUCGACGAAGCUUAAAUUUUGGGGGUUCACCUGGCACAGUGGCAGCUCCUCACCUGGCUCCCACAGGUGUCAGUUGGGCUGACAAGGUGAAGGCUCAUCAUACAGUCUCUACUGCUUCUUCAGAUGGAGCACCUGCCCAAUCUUGCCCACCGAUGAUAGUGCAGAAGCCUUCGCGCAGAAAUGAAUGGAAAGAUGCUGAAGGAUGGGAGACUGUUCAGAGAGGAAGGCCUGUUCGUUCUAGAUCAACAGCAGUGACACCAAAAAUUUCAUUAGCAACAGAAGCCUUGAGGUCAAAGGAUGACAGCGAUAAGGAAAAUGUAUGUCUUUUACCUGAUGACAGUAUACAGAAAGGUGAAUUUGUUGGAGAUGGACCGUCUAAUACUAUAGGAUCUCGUCCCAAAGACUCAUUAAACUCCUGUGACCAUCCUCUUACUGAAAGAACCCAGUUUGCAGCAAGUACGUUGGAUGAUGUCAAGAAUUCUGGCAGUAGUCAAGACAAUUCUGUGCGAACUUCUGAAGUACUUGCUCUUCACAUUGAUACAGAGUGUGUUUCCAUUACUCAGCAAGCUGUCACACCUCCUAUGCAGAUAAAUGAAGACACAUUUUCAGUAGAGAAAGAAAGGAUAGAAAAUGAAAUGGACCCUUCAGAUAUUUCAAAUUCCAUGGCAGAAGUCCUUGCUAAAAAAGAAGAGCUAGCAGAUCGUCUAGAAAAGGCCAAUGAAGAAGCCAUUGCAAGCGCUAUUGCUGAAGAAGAACAGUUAACUAGAGAAAUUGAAGCUGAAGAAAACAAUGAUAUUAACAUUGAAACUGACAACGACAGUGAUUUUUCUGCCAGCAUGGGCAGUGGGAGUGUAUCUUUCUGUGGUAUGUCUAUGGACUGGAACGAUGUCCUUGCGGAUUAUGAAGCUCGUGAAUCUUGGCGCCAAAAUACAUCCUGGGGAGAUAUUGUAGAAGAGGAACCUGCUAGACCUCCAGGGCAUGGAAUUCACAUGCACGAAAAACUUUCUUCACCAUCUCGCAAAAGAACAAUUGCAGAAUCUAAGAAGAAACAUGAAGAAAAACAAAUGAAAGCACAGCAGCUAAGGGAAAAGUUACGUGAAGAGAAAACAUUAAAGCUUCAGAAAUUAUUAGAAAGGGAGAAAGAUGUCCGGAAGUGGAAGGAAGAAUUACUAGAUCAACGACGUAGGAUGAUGGAAGAGAAAUUACUUCAUGCUGAAUUUAAACGAGAGGUGCAAUUACAAGCAAUUGUGAAAAAAGCACAAGAGGAAGAAGCUAAGGUAAAUGAAAUUGCCUUUAUUAAUACCCUUGAAGCCCAGAAUAAACGCCAUGACGUUUUAUCAAAAUUGAAGGAAUAUGAGCAGAGGCUUAAUGAAUUACAGGAAGAGCGUCAGAGACGACAGGAAGAAAAGCAAGCACGUGAUGAAGCUGUGCAGGAGCGCAAGAGAGCUCUUGAGGCAGAACGGCAGGCCCGUGUAGAAGAAUUGUUGAUGAAGAGGAAAGAACAAGAAGCCCGAAUUGAACAACAGAGGCAAGAAAAGGAAAAAGCCCGUGAGGAUGCAGCCCGGGAAAGAGCUAGAGACAGGGAAGAACGAUUGGCAGCACUCACAGCUGCUCAGCAAGAAGCCAUGGAAGAGCUACAGAAAAAAAUCCAGCUCAAGCAUGAUGAAAGCAUUCGAAGACACAUGGAACAGAUUGAACAAAGAAAAGAAAAAGCUGCUGAGUUAAGCAGUGGACGACAUGCAAAUACUGAUUAUGCCCCUAAACUGACCCCUUAUGAAAGAAAGAAGCAGUGUUCUCUCUGCAAUGUCCUGAUCUCUUCAGAGGUAUAUCUUUUUAGCCACAUUAAAGGGAAAAAACACCAGCAAGCUGUGAGAGAAAAUAGCAGCAUCCAAGGGCGUGAACUUUCAGAUGAAGAAGUGGAGCAUCUGUCCUUGAAGAAGUAUAUUAUCGAUAUUGUGGUUGAAAGUGCAGCUCCACCAGAGCCUUCGAAAGAUGGAGAAGAGCGGCAAAAAAAUAAAAGAAAAGCCAAAAAGAUAAAAGCCCGGAUGAACUCCAGGGCUAAGGAAUAUGAGAGUUUAACAGAAACCAAAAAUUCUGGCUGUGAUUCACCUUAUAAAGCAAAGCUUCAGCGAUUAGCCAAAGAUCUUCUAAAACAACUACAAGUACAAGACAGUGGCUCAUGGGCAAACACUAAAGUUUCUGCUUUAGAUCGGACUCUAGGUGAGAUCGCUAGAAUAUUGGAAAAAGAGGUAUGUAACUAA
Molecule: messenger RNA, 2936 nt
Organism: Propithecus coquereli (Coquerel's sifaka)
Lineage: Eukaryota; Metazoa; Chordata; Mammalia; Primates; Indriidae
Gene: SCAPER
Product: S-phase cyclin A-associated protein in the ER
Exons: 23
Coding region: 87-2936 (949 amino acids)
Molecular function (GO): zinc ion binding; nucleic acid binding
Source: RefSeq, a predicted model, not a curated record